Molecule: messenger RNA, 816 nt
Organism: Talpa occidentalis (Iberian mole)
Lineage: Eukaryota; Metazoa; Chordata; Mammalia; Eulipotyphla; Talpidae
Exons: 6
Coding region: 67-636 (189 amino acids)
Source: RefSeq, a predicted model, not a curated record
CUGCCCCGGGCCGCUCCUAGGAAGGGGGUGGCUCAGGUGCGGCAGUCCCUGCCCCCUGGCUCCGAGAUGGCCCUGGGGAGACUCUUUCCUCCCUGGGGGCUGAGAGUCCAGGCAGCGCCCCUGGAGCCGGCUGGCUUCCCCCCAAUCUGCGGCGUUCAGCUGCUCGGGAGGUCCAAGAAGCAGAGCCCGGUGCCGUGGGCAACCAAGCAGUCCAAGCGCGCUGGUGUCUCUGGCAAGAAAUCUGGCGCCAGGAAGCCCCGGGAGUUGGAGCCGGUGGUGGCGGGAGAAGAAAAUGACCCAGACAGAGGUCCAGUGCCCAAGGGCCAACUUCCUGCACAGAGAUCAAGGUCAUCUCUGAGUAUGCACCGUGGACAAUUCAGCAUUCGAGACCGCAACACCAGAGCCCCCCAAGCUCUUGCAAUCUCUCAGCUCUUGGUCCCCAGUCAGGGAGACGUCAUGCUCAGGGGGCCCACAGCCUCGGAUGACCAGGAGCCACCAGACCAUCCCCCAAGACCAGAAAGGCAGCCGCCUGCAGCACAGGGCUGUCCUCAGUGUGUGACACUCCAGAAAGAAAUAGAGGAGCUCAGAGCGCAUCUUGGCAAGCAGUCCCUGGCUGACAAGUCCCAGACCCUGUGAAGUUGAAGCCCGCAUCUUGCUACGAGAGAGGCGGCUGGUGGCUUGGGAGCCCAGGAGCUGUGGCCAAGCUGACUGGGUCCUGUUCUCCGUCAGCCCUCUCCCUUCCUCCUCCUCCCGGUGCCCUCUGCCCACCCCGGUUCACAGCAGUUUCAAAUUAAAGUGUCUGUCAUGUUCCGUGGU